Messenger RNA from Plutella xylostella (diamondback moth), 717 nucleotides. It is a transcript of the gene RpL14, whose product is annotated as ribosomal protein L14. Lineage: Eukaryota; Metazoa; Arthropoda; Insecta; Lepidoptera; Plutellidae. Gene Ontology annotation, molecular function: RNA binding; structural constituent of ribosome. Gene Ontology annotation, cellular component: cytosolic large ribosomal subunit; ribosome. Gene Ontology annotation, biological process: ribosomal large subunit biogenesis; translation. The record is from RefSeq and is a predicted model, not a curated record.
AUCAAUUUAUUUUAUCAUAAUCGAUCGAUUAUAAAUUUUACGGUUUUUAGAUUAACUGAGGAGGACAACACUAUGCAUUGACAGUUGAGAAAUAAAAUAUUGUCUGUGGUUCUUUUUCUGAGUUUAGACAUUGUGCAAAGACGUUGAAAGAACGUCAUGCCUUUCGCGCGGUACGUACAACCGGGCCGUGUUGCCCUGGUAGCUGACGGUCCCUUGAAGGGAAAGCUUGUGAGCAUCGUCGAUGUCAUCGACCAGACCCGUGCCCUCGUUGACGGACCCGGCAGCGGCGUCCCGCGGCAACAGAUCCGCCUCAACCAGCUGCACCUCACAAAGUUCCGCCUGAGCUACCCCUUCACAGCGCCCACACGUGUUGUGAGGAAAGCAUGGACGGACGCUAAGCUCAACGAGAAGUGGGUGGAGAGUCAGUGGGCCACCAAGCUCGCCAACAAGGAGAAGCGCGCACAGAUGACCGACUACGACAGGUUCAAGCUAAGCGCCGCUCGCGUGAAGAGGAACCGCGCCAGAACCGCGGUGUUCAAGAGCUUGAAGGUGAAGGCGGCCCGUAGCGGCACCUUCGGCAAGAAGAGGACCCCCAAGACUCCCGCUAAGAAACCCCGAGUCAAGAAGGCGCCAGCUAAAAAACCAGCGAAGAAGUAAUUCUAAUUUUGUGUGUUGAAUAUCUAAGGACUAAUCAAAUAAAGAGUUACUUUAAGCUAA